CUUCCCGCUGUAUUUAACCCACGUGUGUCCCUUGUCCCCUAGUGGGUGCGCUAACGAAUGUCGGUGAGUCUGCCGGGUGUCCCGCUGUUGUCCUUGGGUUUUAUGCCCCCCCCACACACAAAAACAUAUGAACAGAUAUGCAAUUCGAAUAAAUCUAAAUAAAUGAAAUUGAACAGAAUAUUGAGCGUCGCGGACACGCGGUGUUUGAUGGUCAUUAUCUAUGAUUGCGUUCCAGGCUCGCGUGCCAACUGUGCGUGGAUGUAUUAUGGGGUGAACCUCAGUGGGGGGCAGAUGUUUCCAGUGCGGCCCCCCCACACAUUGUAGACCCACCCACAUAGCACCCAGGCGACCAGGAGCCAUGACUAACAAUAUCUGUCUGUGUGUCCGUUUGUGUCGGAGGUUUCCCGGAGGAAUUUGUCUCGCACCGAACCCUUCUCCGCGGGACGGACCGCGCGUGCGUCUCUCCCCCCCCCCCCCCUUUGGAAAUAAGAUUAAACAAAAGACCGAGUUCGUUCGCAUGAACGGAACCGCAUCCUGACCUCAGUCGCUGCGGGAUGGCUGUGCGCUCCAGGACGGGGUACUACCGACAGGAGGUAAACCGAACCGGGUGGGAGGUUCCGGAGAGGUACCGGGACCUGAAGCAGGUCGGAACAGGAGCCUACGGGACCGUGUGUUCAGCGUGGGACCGGCGGUUGGGGGCGCAGGUGGCUAUCAAGAAACUCCAUCGGCCCUUCCAGUCCAAGCUUUUUGCAAAAAGGGCGUACAGGGAGUUGCGACUCCUCAAACACAUGAAGCACGAAAACGUCAUUGGGCUGCUGGAUGUUUUCACCGCUGAGAUCGCACUGGACCGCCUGCGUGACUUUUACCUGGUCAUGCCGUUCAUGGGCACCGACCUCGGCAAGCUGAUGAAGCUGGAGAGAUUAUCGGAGGACAGGGUGCAGUUCCUCGUCUAUCAGAUGCUCCGAGGACUCAAGUAUAUCCAUUCUGCAGGGAUCAUCCACAGGGACCUUAAACCUGGAAAUUUAGCCAUCAACCCGGACUGUGAGCUAAAGAUUCUGGAUUUUGGCCUGGCUAGGCAGGCCGAUGCCGAAAUGACCGGCUACGUCGUGACGCGCUGGUACCGGGCGCCCGAGGUUAUCCUCAACUGGAUGCGCUACACACAAACUGUGGAUAUUUGGUCGGCAGGCUGCAUCAUGGCCGAGAUGCUGCUGGGGAGGCCGCUGUUCAAAGGAAGUGAUCACCUGGAUCAGCUGCGAGAAAUCAUGAAGAUCACAGGAACACCAGCUGCUGACUUUGUUGUUAAGCUACAGAGCCAAGAUGCCAAAAACUACAUCAGAAGUCUGCCAAAAGUGCCAAAAAAGGACUUGCAGUCUGUUUUCUCCAAAGCUAGCUCAAAUGCGGUGUGCGUCCUGGAAAAGAUGCUGCUGCUGGACCCGGAGCAGAGGGCGAACGCCUCGGAGGCGCUCGACCUGCCUUUCUUCGCCGAGUUCAGAGAUACCGAGGAGGAGACCGAGGCGCAGCCCUACGAUCAGACGAUGGACAACACGGACCUGCCGCUGGAUCAGUGGAAACGUCACACGUUCACAGAGAUACUGACCUUCAGGCCGCCCAGAGACUCCAGAGAGACGUCACUUUAAGAGCACACACGUGCACAAACGCACACUUGCACCCUAAAAUAAUAAUUUUCUUGUUGACUUUGACUGUGUUUGUGUAGGAGUACGAAUAUGAUUAGUUUGUUAAAAUGUCAAUAAAUCUGAUAUGCUUAGUUGUUAAGAGGG
Gasterosteus aculeatus aculeatus (three-spined stickleback) is the source of this 1778-nucleotide messenger RNA. RefSeq names its product mitogen-activated protein kinase 12. Gene Ontology annotation, biological process: protein phosphorylation. Gene Ontology annotation, molecular function: MAP kinase activity; ATP binding. The record is from RefSeq and is a predicted model, not a curated record. Lineage: Eukaryota; Metazoa; Chordata; Actinopteri; Perciformes; Gasterosteidae.